Notothenia coriiceps (black rockcod) is the source of this 1897-nucleotide messenger RNA. RefSeq names its product ETS variant transcription factor 6 (gene etv6). Bases 369 to 1469 code for a protein of 366 amino acids. Gene Ontology annotation, cellular component: nucleus. Gene Ontology annotation, molecular function: DNA-binding transcription factor activity, RNA polymerase II-specific; sequence-specific DNA binding. The transcript has 5 exons. Lineage: Eukaryota; Metazoa; Chordata; Actinopteri; Perciformes; Nototheniidae. The record is from RefSeq and is a predicted model, not a curated record. Gene Ontology annotation, biological process: cell differentiation; regulation of transcription by RNA polymerase II.
CUCUGUACCUGGGCUAUGUGUUGACUGUAAAUGUUUGUGUGUGAGAGGCCACACUUCUGUUAAUCAUCGGCUCCACUUCCUGCUCUGUCUGCGCUCUACUACUCUCCAACACUUAAAGGGCAGCUCAUACACAGCCACGGCCCAUCUACCUGUGUCAACAUCCACUUCAUGUUGUGCAAUGCCUCAGCUCUACAGGUGUUGGAUUAUUUAAGACAUGUUUUUCUAAUAUAAAGUGUUGCCAUGGCGCCCAGUCCAGUAAAGAACCCUGUAAUGUGGGUCUGUCCCUCAGAGGCUCUUCCAUUAUUGCUCAAGCCCCCUGCUGCCUGGAAAGCAGGAGCAGAAGAAGGGGAAGUUCUGGAUGACGCUACAUGCUAGUGAUGCUAACCUGUGAGCUUUCCUCUGCAGGGGACGUCCUGUACGAGCUGCUGCAGCACAUCCUGAAGCAGAGGAAGCCCCACGUCUUCUACCCCUCCGCAUACUUCCCCGGGAACUCCUUCCACUCGCUGCCGGAGGGCGCCUCGCAGCACCUCAAGCUGGAAGACACGGUACGACGGGCGCCUCGUGGCUCAGAGCCCCUCCCCCAGCACCCCCCGACCAUCGAGCUGCGCCACCGCGCACGCUCCCCCCACCUUCAGACUCCCAGGCGGUCCCCUCCGGAGCCCCACCCCCCCCGCACAGCCACAGAUGACCACCUGCAGACCUUCUCUCAGCUGCCCGACAGCAACCACCACCCCCAGGAGGAGAUGUACCCCCUGUCAGUGUCCCCCGCUGCCCCCAACGGCCGCUGCCUCACGCCCCGAGACCCCUGCCCAGGCAGCCCCGGGGGCCAGGAGGCGGGCCCUCCUCGCGUCAUCCAGCUCAUUCCCAGCACCAUCAUGAACCCCCUGCUGCUCAGCCCCAGCAGGAGCGGCGGGGGGGCCGCCAUGGACUUCAGGCACAACCGCGGACCCUCGUCUCAUGCGGCGCUGGAGAACGGGCGGGAGCUGAAGGGGCACAGCAUUCACCCUCAGAUGUCUCUGUCCCAGCAGCAGCUCCUGCAGGAGGAGGCACUCUACAGGAACCACGUCAUCAUGCCCGUGUCCCCCCCCGAGGAGCAGCAGAUCCCCAUUGGACGCAUCGCAGACUGCAGGCUGCUGUGGGACUACGUCUACCAGCUCCUGUCAAACAGCCGGUACGAGAACUACAUCCGCUGGGAGGACACGGAGAGCAAGGUGUUCCGCAUCAUGGACCCCAACGGCCUUGCCAGGCUGUGGGGGAACCACAAGAACAGGACCAACAUGACGUACGAGAAGAUGUCGCGAGCACUGAGACACUACUACAAACUGAACAUCAUCAGGAAAGAGCCCGGACAAAGACUUCUGUUCAGGUUCAUGAAGACCCCCGAUGAGAUCAUGAACGGACAGACGGAGCGGCUGGAGAACCUGGAGUCAGACACAGACGAACAAAUCUACAUCAAAGAGGAGUGCUGAGGAACUCUGGGAAAUGGAGUUUAUGAACUUUUUACUACUACAGCCGCUGAUGCCUUUCAGAAGCAGCGUGAACAAUCGCCGCUGCACCUGCAGCGCGUGGAGGCUCGCUCUAUCAGUCACACUCAGAAAGACUCAACUGUUUCUCUUCAUUGCCUUAGGAGAAUAUUUUACAGAGUUGAUAAAUAAAAGGGCAUCAUGUGUUGUGAUUUCCUUAUGGACAGAGCUGAGAGACUCUCUACGUGUUCCCCUUUAUUUCCAAAUGAACUGCAAAAGCCAAUCACUCUGAGCUUCUGUCACUUUGAUGAUUUUAAUGUCUCCUCACCUGCAUUAUAAAGGAAUUGUUGCUGUUUGUAAAAAGACAAUUGGGUGUGUGCGUGUGUGACAGGAAUGUUUUCACAAUGGAAUAAACAUUUUUGAUUAAACUAUGU